GUCAGCUAAACAUAUGCCCCCAUCGAUAAGGCAGUCAUCCAAAUUCCCAUCGCUCCUAUAAUGCGGGUGCCAGCCUUCCAGUGGGCCAAGAACAACCGCAGCAAACUUAGCUGUUAAUCUUGUGUUGACAUACAUCCGCAUGUUUCAUUGAUUACCGUUGCAGGGUGUCUUUCUAUAGCCGCGUUUAUCAUGGCGUCCAGUACACCAGUAGGUGUGACUACAACGAGCACCGUCAAUACAUAUACAAUAACAACAUUGGCCUUGUCAACAGUCUACACCCCGCCAGCUGGCUGUUCUAAUUCUUUCACAUACGAAGAUCAACUGGCAAACAACGUGAAGAACGGUCUCCUAAUCCAAAACGAUGCAGCUCCCAUGGCGUCAUGCUUUCCAUCAGGAUUCACCCAUACUGGGAGAAUCAUCGAGACAGAUCUCGUCUACAGCCCAGGAUGGUGCCCAGUGGGGUACACCUCGGCUAAUGUGAUCAUCUCACAGGCAGUGACAACUGCAAUCUGCUGUUAUCCGGGGUUCAACUACUAUACUGAAAUAGUUUAUCAAGCAGAUGGGACAUGGACAUAUGCCGGCUGCCUUAGCAAUUUACCGUCGUCGAGUUCUAUCAUAUUCACGGAUCGUGAAAGCGAAAUAAGCACACAAAUCACUGGGCCAGUAACCAUGUGGGCGCAGCCCAUUAAAGUCGAGGUCCAGUCUUCCGACCUAAGUCUUUUUGUCUCCGCAUCGACAACAUCUACAUUAUCCGAGACAGUGUCAUCUACCACCGCGUCAACCUCGGCGUCCGCAACAAGCUCUGCUACCUCCGGCGGAAGAGUCACUGGAAUAUCUAGCGGCGCUGAAAUCGGUAUUGGCGUGGGAGUAGGCGUCAUUGCUGCGUUUAUCCUGGCGGGUAUCUGCUAUCUGAUUUUACGGCACCGUAAAGUACGGAAAUCACCAAGUGUCAGUGUUCAAUACCCAUAUCAAUAUGGUGGUGAUGUCAUGAGUAGGAAGGUGAUCAGACAAAUGUUUCCGUCCGAGCUGGCUGCAACAUCUAAUUCGGGAAGUAGAGCCGAUGCCCAUGAGCUUUAUGCUUAGAUGCUGGUCUAUUGUGCAUAUCUCAUCCCUCUCUUGUACUGAAGGAGUAUCUAUGUGCGGCUUUCUAGAACUCUUAGCCUAUAAUCUCUGUUCUUGAUAUUAUGUUCAAUUUCAUGUAU
Molecule: messenger RNA, 1202 nt
Organism: Aspergillus sclerotioniger CBS 115572
Lineage: Eukaryota; Fungi; Ascomycota; Eurotiomycetes; Eurotiales; Aspergillaceae
Exons: 2
Coding region: 190-1083 (297 amino acids)
Source: RefSeq, a predicted model, not a curated record